Molecule: messenger RNA, 1476 nt
Organism: Callorhinchus milii (elephant shark)
Lineage: Eukaryota; Metazoa; Chordata; Chondrichthyes; Chimaeriformes; Callorhinchidae
Product: zinc finger protein 501-like
Source: RefSeq, a predicted model, not a curated record
AUGGGGACUGAGGAGAGAGCAGUGCAGGUGGUCAAUAUGGGGUUGGGAACACGGCUCUUAAUUGGAAAGACAAUGAAGUCCAGAUUAAAGAGGUUUUCAGGGAGCGAUAGGGAUACAGAUGGGAAGGAGAGCCCACCCAAAGUAGGUGAUUCUGAGGCUCAUCCCUGGCCUCAUGCCAACGUUGUGUUGAGUUGUGCCGAGUUCCUCCAGGAACACAACAGAAGACAUCCCGAGUUCCAUAAAGACACAUCAACAACGCAGACUGCUUGUAGCGCAAAUGAUGCUUUGCAGCAGAGAGAGUGUCAGGAAUCUAUCGUAUUUCAUGUUGAAGAAAACCGAGUCUCGCAAACAGGAUCUCUACAGGGUCACAAGCAAUCGAUCUCAGGAGAUAGACUGUAUAAAUGUUCCCGAUGUGGUGAGAAUUUCAUACAUUCAGGGCACCUCAAGAUACACCAGCAAUCACUCCGAGAAAAGCGUCCGUAUAAAUGUGUGGAAUGUGGGAAGAGCUUCACAGGAUCGGGCAGUCUGCAGAUACACCAUCGAUCUCACACAGGAGAGAGGCCAUAUAAAUGUGCAGAAUGUGGAAAGAGUUUUGCAACGUUAGCUUAUCUCCAGAUACACUAUCGGUAUCACACAGGAGAGAGGCCAUAUGAAUGUGUUCAGUGUGGAAAGAGUUUUACAACAUCGGAACUCCAGAGACACCAGCAAUCACACACAGGAGAGAAACCGUAUAAAUGUGCUGAAUGGAAUCGUUUCACAACGACGUUUUAUCUCCAGGUUCACCAUCGAUCACACACAGGAGAGAAACCAUAUAAAUGUGCUGAAUGUGGAAAGAGUUUCACAACGUCGUGUUAUCUCCAGGUUCACCAUCGAUCACACACUGGAGAGAGACCAUAUAAAUGUGCUGAGUGUGGAAAGAGUUUUUUAACCUCGAGUAAUCUCCAGGUUCACCAUCGAUCACACACAGGAGAGAAACCAUAUAAAUGUGCAGAAUGUGGAAAGAGUUUCAGAGCAUCAGGAUCGCUCAAAAUACACCAUCGAUCACACACUGGAGAGAGACCGUAUAAAUGUGCUGAGUGUGGAAAGAGUUUCAUUGCUUCCGGAUCUCUCAAAAUACACCAUCGAUCACACACUGGAGAGAGACCAUAUAAAUGUGCUGAGUGUGGAAAGACGUUUCACAACGUCGAAAUCUCCAGACACCAGCGAUCACACACAGGAGAGAAACCGUAUAAAUGUGCAGAAUGUGGAAAGCAUUUCACAUCGAAUCUCCAGACACACCAGCGAUCACACACAGGAGAGAAACCGUAUAAAUGUGCAGGAUGUGGAAAGUGUUUCACAAGGGCAGACAGUCUCCAGAGACACCAGCGAUCACACACCCGGGAGAGGCUACACAAAUAUGUUGAAUGUGGAAAGAGUUUCACAAAGUCAGGAGACCUCCAGGGACACCGACAAUCACACACGGGAGAGAAACCGUAA